AUGAAAAACAUCUUCAUCACCGUGUGCUGUUUGCUUGCAGGCAUCACCAUCGCAACCAGCAACGGACUUCCCGAAGUUCCCACAGAAGACUGGUGUGGACGUCCCGGACAAGCAUGCAAGCGUGCUCCACUCGCUGAGGCUGUUGAGGCUGUUGAACCUUGGUGCGGACGCACUGGACAAGCAUGCAAGCGAACCCCAAUCAAUGAGGCUGAACCUGAUGAAGCUUGGUGCGGACGCACUGGACAGUACAGGCAUGCAAGCGAACCCCAAUCGUUGAGACUGAAGCUGAUGAAUCUUGGUGCGGACGCACUGGACAAGCAUGCCGCAAGUACAAGCGGGCAGCUUGAGUCGCUAGGCCCCCAGGAUCCCCCAUCAAACCCAAUCCUUUUGAGAUCGACCACAAGAAUCUCGAGAAGACACAUGAGAGGGAGUUGCCGGGGGUGA
Sclerotinia borealis F-4128 is the source of this 444-nucleotide messenger RNA. Lineage: Eukaryota; Fungi; Ascomycota; Leotiomycetes; Helotiales; Sclerotiniaceae. The record is from the annotation of a GenBank genome assembly.